Molecule: messenger RNA, 327 nt
Organism: Rangifer tarandus platyrhynchus (Svalbard reindeer)
Lineage: Eukaryota; Metazoa; Chordata; Mammalia; Artiodactyla; Cervidae
Source: the annotation of a GenBank genome assembly
AUGGAGUUAUAUUUGUUCAAGACAAGCUGGCUACUGACCCAGAACACUGCUAGGACUGGCUUUUGGUUCUCCAUCUCUGGACAAUCUCUUUGGAUUCACUUUUCUAUCCUAUUUUUAUUUCACUUAACCAAACCCUUGCACUAUGGACGUAAAGAUGGAAAAGAUACAACUUUGAUCCUGACCAGAUUCAGGUUCCUGAGAGUCACAUAUCAAGGCAAAUGGUUUCCAGGCAUCACCUCUUUUUGCUACACUUUCAAAAAGGUCAUUUCCAAUAGAUGGGAGAAAAAAAUCAAAACAAAGCUCUCUACUACCAAAUUAAAUGAGUGA